Bemisia tabaci is the source of this 3699-nucleotide messenger RNA. RefSeq lists its product as uncharacterized. The record is from RefSeq and is a predicted model, not a curated record. Gene Ontology annotation, molecular function: lipase activity. Gene Ontology annotation, biological process: lipid catabolic process. Lineage: Eukaryota; Metazoa; Arthropoda; Insecta; Hemiptera; Aleyrodidae.
ACCAGUCGAAGACUCAGCUUUCUUCCGAACGCAAGUCGCUCUCUCACCUGCUUUUUCGUCUCCGAAGACGACGUCGACUCUAAAACUACGUUCACGCCAAUUUCUCCUCACGCGCACAGAUCGCGCUUUCCUUCUCUCUCGAGGCAGUCCGCGAAACUCUUUUCUUAUCACUGAUAACGCGACGGCUUAUCGGAGUCGUCCUGUGCUCGGGUUGUUUCCCGCGGGAAUUGUGAAGUGUCCCCCGAAAAUUUUUCUUCUCCCGGUGUUUUUUACAAUUUUCUUCCUACUGGUGGUAAAAGUUCACGCGCCUGAGUUUCGCGCAAAUAUGGGAAGUGUUUUGACAAAGUUCUGAUCAAUUGUGCGUGUGUGUGUAGGUGUGGUGCUUUAUCCUCGUCCUGCGUCGCUCAUGAAUAAAAAAGGUGAGGCCUUUUUUGAUGACGUCACUAAAGCUGUUUCCUGGCUCUCGCAACCUCUCUUAUCAACACAGAAACAGGCGCAUUUUUGUUGCAUCCUUCUUGGAUCGAGGAUCAAGCUGGCUCGGCAGUGGCAAACUAUGCUGCGCUCGAUUUUUCAGACGCAACUCAUAUAACGAGCUCGGGCACUCCCGCUCCGUCUUCCCUCCGCACCAACCAUCAACGACUCAAGUGACAACUAAUUGCUACGGAUCCGAUUGAGGGGCCUCUUGGCCAUGACCAGUCGUUGUGCACCCACCUCACUCCUGAUAAUCUGUUUCCAGGUUAUAAUCAUGUGCAUCGGUUGGAGUUGUGGGUCGCAGUGGGCUAGCCCUGCUCAGGAAGCACUUGACGAAGUGAACGAUGCGCGAAUCUUCAAAGCUGUCCUCGACUCGGUCACCGAAUACUACAAAAAACAAAAACACCACAGGCAUCGGCGGGCCGAGUCGAAGAUCUGCUACCAGUCUGUGGGCUGCUUCCAGGAGUCGGGCCCGUACGGGUACAUCGACAUGCUCCCGAGCUCCCCGCAGGAGGUCAACACGCGCUUCCUGCUCUACAACUCGCGGAAGGGGCGUCGCGGGGACACGCCGCUCCUGGACGUCUCCUUCGGGAACAUGUCCUCCGUCUGGGACUGGGCCGGCAAGGCCUUCAACAUCUCCGCCCCGACCAAAGUCAUCGUCCACGGAUUCGGGAGCUCCUGCGCCAACGUCUGGGUCUACGAGAUGCGCUCCGCUCUUAUGACCGUGGAAGAUUGCAAUGUGAUAUGUGUGGAUUGGGAGAACGGAGCGACUAUCCCAAACUAUGUGCGAGCAGCAGCUAACACGAGGCUAGUCGGGAAGCAGGUUGCCAUGUUAGUUGAGGGCCUCCACACUAAAUUGAAAUUACCCAUCGAUAACGUACAUAUGAUUGGAUUCAGUCUUGGUGCCCAUGUAGCAGGGUUUGCCGGUGCUGAACUCAAAAAUCUCAGCCGUAUCACAGGUCUGGAUCCAGCUGGACCAUUAUUCGAGAGCCAAGACCCAAGAGCAAGAUUAGACUCCACUGAUGCCAAAUUUGUGGAUGUGAUUCACUCAAACGGAGAAAAUCUAAUAUUGGGAGGUCUUGGUUCAUGGCAACCAAUGGGCCACGUGGAUUUUUAUCCAAAUGGAGGUCGAAUGCAGAAAGGCUGCACUAAUUUAUUUGUAGGAGCUGUUACCGAUAUCUUAUGGUCUGCCUCAGAAGUAUACGGACGAAGCUUGUGCAACCACCGCAGAGCGUACAAAUUCUUCACUGACAGUGUGUCACCGCGUUGUCAUUUUCCUGCUGUUGCCUGUGAAUCCUAUGACAAAUACCUGAAGGGUGAAUGUUUCACCUGCAAAGAUGAAACAGAGUGUGGUAAUAUGGGCUACUAUGCUGAUAAAUCCAACGGCCGGGGAACACUCUACUUGCUGACAAGGGAGGAGGAGCCUUUUUGUGCUCAUCAGUAUCUCGUGAAAAUUGAAACUACUCCUAUAACUCCUCCUGCCAUUAGCUUCGGAAAAAUUCAAGUUACAUUGAUUGGUGAUCUCGAACUGAAUGAAACUUUUACCAUCACUCAAAAAGAGGAUGAAGAACUUCUAGCUGGAAGAACCGUAAGCCGUAUUAUCGUUCCUCACCCUGCACUUCAAGAAUUUCGAGCGGUCCAAGUUCUUUACAUAGCAUACAGCGGCUGGUUAUCAAGUGGACUCCCAAGAUGGAGUAUUGAUAAAGUCACACUCACUGAUACAUUUGGGAAAAGUUUGUCUGUGUGCAAAAAAGAUUUAGUUUUGGAAUCGGGCAUUGGCAUCGUCCUGCCAUUACUAUCCGGUGAAUGCAACUCCGUAAUUUCAGAUGAAGUCUGGCAAGCAAAUAAUGAUACCAACAAUAACAUUAUUGCCAACAGCUACAACAACUCUUUUGAAAAAUACAGACCUCUUACUCAAGUGAUACAGAUUGGAGAUGAAGUUCUCACAGGAAAUUCAAGCUCAGAGAGGGAGUCGGACAAAAACAAAUUAGAAAACGCAGAAUCCAAUUACUACAAUGUAGAAUGGAAGCCUGUCAUUGAUUACGCAGAGAUUGGAAAUCCAGGGAACAGCAUUGACUCUCUCAGAAAGUAUGACCCUGAAAACAGUGGACGCGGCUUCUUGCAAGCAGAAUACACUGACUCCAACAAUAAUACGACCAAAAAUUUUACAACCUCUGAACCAGAGCUGUCGCAAAAUGGCACCACCGAGUCAACAGUGAACAACAUCGUAACACUUUCCAGCAUUGCGAAAGAUAAAGUUCUAAACUCUACGGGAGGAUCUACAGCCUCUGCGCCCUCCGCUGUUACACAACCUAGUAUACCACUAAGUUCCAGUUACUCAUUGAAAAAUGACAAUAGUAGUAGUGAGAAUUAUGUAGAGAAAUCGAUUAAUUUAAAACCGGACCGACCGUAUGAAUUUGUGAUAGAUGGUGAGAGUGAUGUGUUCUUACACCGCAACGUGACAACUGCCAGGGCGGAAAUCAAAGAGCCUAUCUUGAAGGCAACAUCCACCAAAGCCCCGAUGAUCCGCGCUCGAGGCAUCAAAGUCAAUGACUCAGGUUGGAUGCCGCAGCAAGAUUUGAAUCCUCCGUCAAUUGGAGCGACCGAAUCCUGGCAACAUUGGCGAACAAAUAGUACCAAAUUUACACAGAUUCCUGUGUCCUCAGAGAGAUCUUACUCUGCCUUAACUGUACAGUAUUUACCACAACGGCUGAUUCAAUUUUUAGAGCAAGCAGAAAAGUAUGCAAGGCUUGCAUUUUCCCCGUUCAUAACUGAAUCAAGUCAAAAUAAUUCCUCCAACCAAAAAUCAGACCGCACAACGCGGAGGCUGAGGUACCUACCCACCUCUUUCCUAGGCACUCAUACAAAUUCAAAGGGUGAAAAUGAAGGGUCCAAAACCCCCAAAUCAGACUUAGAGACUAGCGCAAGUGAGUAUAGGAAUUUUCAUAUAAUGAUUCCACACCUGGCGGUGGAAAAGAUCAAUAAAUUAAAUAAUGAGCGCAAGUACAUUCCUCUUAGGUACAAUGUUGAUAGUUCAACUCAACAAAAAGCUGGGCUCAAGCUUAGACUGAACAAUGCCAUUAGAGAACAUAUGGAGGUACCUCUUGUCGAAGAAGUUACUGAUGAUGAAUCUAGUUAAUAGAUCGUUUAUUUAUUUUAGUUUUAAGUUUUGUUAAAGUUUAAAUGUUGCUCCUAGUGUAUUUAUAAGAAUAAACUAUUUCGGUUGAU